Messenger RNA from Eimeria necatrix, 342 nucleotides. RefSeq lists its product as hypothetical. The record is from RefSeq and is a predicted model, not a curated record. Lineage: Eukaryota; Apicomplexa; Conoidasida; Eucoccidiorida; Eimeriidae. The transcript has a single exon. The coding region runs from base 1 to 342 and encodes 113 amino acids. Gene Ontology annotation, molecular function: ice binding.
AUGUCGUUGUUCGUCCGCCCCUGCAGCAGCAGCAGCAGCAGCAGCAGCAGCAGCAGCAGCAAGGGGGGCUCAAAGGAGCUGCUGCUGCUGCAGCAGGGGGGGAGGAGGAGACAUGGAGGAGAGACAGCUGCUGCUGCGGCUGCUGCUGCUGCGGGAGCUGCUGCUGCUGCUGCUGCUGCGGGAGCUGCUGCUGCUGCUGCUGCUGCGGGAGCUGCUGCUGCUGCUGCUGCUGCGGUAGCAGCAGCAGCAGCAGAGGAGACGCAGGUUGAGAGAUACUUGCUGCUGCUGCUGCUGCGGCAGCAGCAGCAGCAGCAGCAGCAGCAGCAGUGGAGACACAGGUAA